This is a messenger RNA of Pseudogymnoascus verrucosus, 3164 nucleotides long. RefSeq lists its product as uncharacterized. Gene Ontology annotation, cellular component: Sin3-type complex. Bases 417 to 3134 code for a protein of 905 amino acids. The transcript has 2 exons. NCBI's taxonomy places the organism in Eukaryota, Fungi, Ascomycota, Leotiomycetes, Thelebolales, Thelebolaceae. The record is from RefSeq and is a predicted model, not a curated record.
GAUAAGAAGCUUCCCGCCGGUACGUACCCCACAUGCUACCCGUACGUCAAAUCGAGUUCGAAGCUUCCAUGACCUCGACAUUGCAAUAUCCAAACACUCAACGCCUUUCUUGUUGAGUUCUUCUACGAUCCAGUUCCAUACGCUGAGCUUUUGCCAGACCAAAAGAACAUCCAUUAAAGCUGGGUGGCUCGUGUCCGUACUGCACAGGUUUCCGAAGCAUUCAUGUCUCCGCUGCCGGACCACAUGCUUGUACAAUGAUCCGGAUAGGAGCUAUUCAGCAUUUGCCCUGAGCCUUCUACAACCGACAGUGGCAGGAGGGGACGUUGAUAUGAACGGCCUGUCACUAGGCUCACAGGAAAUUUCUUCGCUGAGUACGGCGAACGCCCAGACUUGGGCACACCGCCAUAACGAAAAAGAUGGCACCCAGUUCUUUCUUGCAAUCAGACGCUCGGCUCCACCGUGAGGAAGACUGGACUCUCUCUCGAACAUCUUCAGUUCAGGCUAGCUCAUCAAAGAGUCCUAGGCCAGCUUCUCUUGACGGCAACGCCACCCGUGGCACUCCAGAAACCAAUAUACAACAGUCGGGGUCUACUGGGUCCCACCGACGAUUUGUCUUUACCGACCCCAUAGCGUUCAGGUAUCUCGAAGAUGACUCGUCAACGAUUGUAUUGGAGCGCCGGGGGCAGCUUAAAGGCUACCAGCUAUACUUGGUUGAGCAAUGGGCAUGCUCUCGCGUACAUCCCACAUUCGUCAUAACGACUUUUACAGGAGACCCUACACAUACCGUUCUGGUUGGAGUCUUGGGUGUGCCGGCCAAUGAGGAUGCCUGGUCUCCACGUCUCCGGGUUUACUUCAAGGCAAUAUCCCAAUUCCACGCAAGGCCGAAAGAAACACCUCUCGGGAUGCUUAUGGUCACAAAUCUGAGUGGUUUCCCUUCAGCUCUGACCGUCAUUCCCGUGCCAGAUGGCGAUAUCAAGAGCCAUCGAGAGGAUUUUAUUGUCAAUGAAAAUCUGAAGAGGCUGGGGUGCUCAGGACGGUCCGGCUUGAGUCUCGCUCAGCCAGUGGCCGCCACACAAGCCAAAUUCCAGCAGCUGUACAAGACAAGCGACCGCAUCGACCUGUACAGUGCCGUCAUUGAGUUGGUGAAGCUCUGUCAAGUUGCUUUGAUGAUGUUUGGGAAGUUAGAGCAAGAAUACGCAGAUGGUUUACUUUGUGACGUUACGGAAAGGGCCAUCAACGACUGGUGGACUGAAUUUGGGUCUGAAUAUUAUAAUAUCGAGCCAGCCGAUGGCAUCCUUGGUCCAACAACGGUAGCCGCCCUCAUUGGCAUGCUGAUGGGUGCUCGGAAUCGUCUGAAUUACUGCGGUGCGCCUGUCGCAAAGGAUGCCUUCGACAUCACCAGUCUAAAACGCGGCAUCGCUUACUUUCAAAAAUCUCAAAAGUUGGAGCGUACUCGCAGGCUUGAUAGGCAGACUCUUGCGUGCUUGCGCCGAUGCACAGCAAAGGCCGCAGCUGGUGAAGGUUGGGCAGUGCCAAAGGCUGUGAAGUCCACAGUGGUCGAGCUCAGUGGAAAGGGCGGUGAGAUGAUGAUGGGUAUGGUUGGAGCGCGUGACAAGGCUGGCAUUGGGGACAUAGAGACCCUAGACAUCGACCGAUUGGUAUCACUUGUUAAUGGCGACCGUUCAAAAUGGCUAUGGUAUGGGAAACAAAAGAGGACCGGAACUGGAGACAACUUCGGGAAAUCAUUGCCCGAGAAUGGAAAUAUGGUUUUCAGUCGGGAUACGUCUGGCGGUUACGUAUGGUCCAACAGGAAAAAUGAACCUACCCCCGUUGAGGACGACGAUGAGUUGCGAAGAGAGAAGACCGCAAACUCCAUUUAUCCAGUUCGAUCUCCAGGAUCGGCGGUUAGUCUGUCUGAACCGUCAAACGAGAGGGAUCCGCAGCUCCGCAAAACAGUGUUCAAGAGCGUGACAGGCAAAAUGAAUGAUGCACGCUCUGGCUUUGGGCGUAUAAAGGACGCUGUUGGAUUAAGGGGCCAUGCUAGCAGGCAUUCAAAAGAUGAGGGAAUAGAGGGGGAGGGUGGCUAUUAUCUCACCCCUGGCACUGCAAACUUCGAUCCCAACACUGGAACUUCCGCUACACCGGGGAACAUGGGAAAGGCUUUCUCGUGGAAAACCAAGCCUGAGGAGUAUCAGGGCGGAUAUCGGAAGGACCAGUAUCCACUGUUAACGACAACUCCAUCGGCCAUAGCACGGGAAUCGGCCAGAGUACGAGACUCGGAAUCCCCUUCGAGUGACAAUAAAGUCAAUAUUCAGCAAGGAUCAGACACAUCACAAGCUGAUAAAUUACCAUCAAAGCUUGAAAAGAAAGUCACCCCACCUGCCAAGCCGGCGAUUGUCAAUGGCGAAGUCGCCACUGCUGAACCUUCCAUCAAUGGGUCCGCCAGCGGUAAUGCAGAUCUAGAUGAGCCACCCCAAGUUACACAGCGCCGUCCGAAUAACAUGUUCAUUUACAGGCGCAGGAGCGUUGCCAAUGUGGAAUCUGUAUACGAGCAGACCCAAAACGAGGCACGAUGGCCCCGCCAUCUGUCCUUCAGUGACGUAUCAGAGGCUGUUUUGAAGUGGCAAGAUAUAAGUGCUCCUGCGGGCAGGACAGGCUAUACCUUUGGCCCACGAUAUGUGGCCGAAGACGAGAAUAGACUACAUGAUAGAGUCCUAGAACUCAACAUCAAUGUUAGCGAGUGGGUAAAAUCCAAGGUUGCAAGCGUCGAGGCCCUCGAAGCCCAGGCUAUGGAGGACCAAGAGGAGUUUCAAAGACUAUAUUACGAGCUCAGCGAGAAUUAUCAUAAUAUCCAGGAGAGCUCGCAGGAUCUGUUGGCGGAAGAACGCGCUCGCCUUGUGGAGGGAACAAACAAGAUUGAGGUAUUGGAGGCCAAGUUGGAAUAUGAGAUCAAUGCACUUGUGUCCAAGGUUGCAGACGUUGAAGAUGGCGUCGCUCAGUUUGAGACCCAGGUUGACAACCUUGAAUCUCACGCUACGGAGUUGGAGCAGCUGCUACAGACUGAGGGCUGGCUGCAUUGGGCAGUGAGGACAUUUACGGGUAUUGGAAUAGGACCACACACGGUGGAUGCAUAGCCAGGCGAUGUAAUAUAGUUCACUUAAUGA